CACGCUACAGUCACAUGACUUGGAGGAGCUUCAACAUGGCUGCCUCCAUCCUGGCCAGUGAGGAACAUGUAGAAUAUCAAACUGUUGAUUGUAACUACACGUCCACGAAGAUUUUGCAGGAAGUACAGGUUUCUACAGGAUUAAAUAAAGAUAGAAAUUAUGAAUGUGUUGAUUCAAACAUCUCUGGUGGCCUACCAGAUGGGUGGAAAAAAAUAAUAAAACAAAGAGGAUCCGGCAAAACUGCAGGAAAAUAUUAUGUGUUGUUUAUAAGCCCUCAAGGGACAAAAUUUAGAUCCAAAUGUUCUCUGAUAAAAUAUCUUUCUAAAAACAAUGAAAUUGACCCUAAAGUGGAACAUUUAGAUUUUUCAUUUUCAUGCCAUGAACAGUUGCGACCAUGUGAAAGGGACACAGGGACAAUAAAAGAGAUCAACAUGUCAUGUAAAAGGAAUAAGGCGCUAAGUACAUCAUUUAGAAGACAACGCCUGGGUAGCCAUCGUUCUGUCGAAUCCAUUAAUGUCAGCAAUGAAAUAAAUAAUAUGACAGAAGAUCUGUUAGCUUGUAAACAGGAAAACCAAAUGGAAAAAAAAGUUCUUCAGAAAAAAAGGCUGACAAGUCACAGGACAAGGGCAGAAAAAUGUAAAGAAGAUGGGAAAAUCAAUCUGCGUCGGAAAAGUAGUUCUUCUAAACGAGAAGCACUUACCAAGCUGAAACCAAGUGUCCAGGAGAGGGUUAUUAAAAAAAAGAGGUCAGGAAAAAGAUGCAAAGUGAAAACGAACAAUGAUUCACUCCUAGGACCUGCAGUAGUAACAAGGCAACGCUGUAAAAAUAAGAGCACGGACUCUGUUGACCAGUCGGAAAACAUCACUGUUUCCAUGGUGAAAGCUGAACAUCUUACUGUCCUGUGUAAUUUAGAAUCUCUCAGCAAUCCCAAGACAGAUAAAGAAACAAAAGACUCCAAUCUCGAUGACCAUAUCACUUUGACUCAAAACACUGUUCCAAGGUCACAGGUUGAGAAGCGUAAAACAAGCCCUUAUUUUUCCAGGAAAAUCCUGAAGGAAGCUCCGGAACGACCUAGACGAAAAGCAUUUUCUAAGUGGACCCCUCCUCGAUCUCCUUUUAAUUUAGUUCAAGAAACACUGUUUCAUGACCCAUGGAAGCUUUUACUCGCCACCAUCUUUUUAAACAAGACAUCUGGAAAAAUGGCAAUUCCAGCUUUGUGGAACUUCCUAGAAAAAUACCCCACGCCCCAAGUAGCCAGAAUAGCGGACUGGAAGCCAAUGUCGGAAUUUCUCCAGCCUCUUGGACUCCAUGAACUUCGAGCAAAGGCCAUUGUCAGAUUUUCAGGCACGUCUCCCACUGACAAACCAGACUAAGACAUGGUCUUCCCAGCAUUUUCAUAGAUGAGUAUCUCAGUAAGAAGUGGCGUUAUCCCAAUGAACUCCAUGGAAUUGGAAAAUAUGGCAAUGAUUCUUAUCGGAUCUUCUGUGUAAAUGAAUGGAAAGAGGUACUAAGGUUUAUUAUUGAUUUUUAAGCUUGUAAAGGGUUUAUAAAAUCUAACUCAGCAGCAAACCAAUUCAACGGGUUAUGGGGCUCUGCCCACAGGCUAAUCAAGAGACAAAAGUGAGAAGUAAAAUAAAAAAGUAUAGAGAAGGAUGUUGGGAGGUCUGGGGAAGAUUAAAAGGAUGCAGAAAGCUAUGUUAGACAGAAUGAAUCAUAAGCUUAUUACGAGAGAGAAUUUUAUAAUAAGGGGUGCUGACAAUAGACUUCUCAUGUUGCUUCUUAUGCAGAC
This is a messenger RNA of Pelobates fuscus (common spadefoot toad), 1789 nucleotides long. RefSeq names its product methyl-CpG binding domain 4, DNA glycosylase (gene MBD4). The record is from RefSeq and is a predicted model, not a curated record. Gene Ontology annotation, molecular function: pyrimidine-specific mismatch base pair DNA N-glycosylase activity; DNA binding. Bases 15 to 1373 code for a protein of 452 amino acids. Gene Ontology annotation, biological process: DNA repair. The transcript has 7 exons. Gene Ontology annotation, cellular component: nucleus. NCBI's taxonomy places the organism in Eukaryota, Metazoa, Chordata, Amphibia, Anura, Pelobatidae.